CCCUCUUGUGCCGCAGCAGCUCAUCUCGCCAGGAGCCUGGCAGUGCACGAUCAUUCGAUCAUUCAUGCAGAUAAGACGCGGACCUGAUCGCGGAAACUUUGCAAGCAAUGACAGCGCCAUGAGCAAAGGUCCAUCCCGGACUCCCCUCUACCAAACAGAAUCUGCGUUCUGCAAUUUACCACGUCAUUUGAAAUCUGCCUCGGAUCACCUUUCGACGACAACUGAUCUGAUCAUGGUAGCCCUAAAUCAAGAUGUUCAGUUGCCUAUAAAGCUCGUUAAGAUGAACUGAAUGCGAUAUGUCAGGGGACUUGAGCCUGGAGUACUCCCUUCGAGUAGCGUGUGUCAGGUCCCGUGUCUUUGCGACGUAGCUGACAAGAACAGUUACCUAACUGACUAUAGACACGCUAGUCACAAGCAGCGUCCUAUCUCCGAUGCUUCCACGGGUCCCAACUAUGCACUCAAACCGAGUCAGGCGAGCGUGUCCAGAGCGCCAGACUUAUCGUCUUUGCUGUCUCGGGAUUCCGCAAGAAUGCCGCGCUAUCCUGAGAAGCUCAUCAAAGCAUUAGAUGGCGAAUUGCCCCGUAUAGCUAUGGGACAACACAAAAAAUAUGUCGAGCAGCGUUUUCGACGGAUCGUGGCAGCUUUCUGGAGUUCAGCCUGGCCGGAGAGGGGCUUUCAGAAGCAGAUGAAGGAGUCACGAAAGGUCGAGGAUCUUGUCAUACAAUUUGUUUCGGUGGCUUCAAGGACACUCAGGAAAGACGACGGCCUUGGCGAAGGCUUGUUGAUGGCAGAGCUCAAUCGCCAGAUAACGACAUUUAUGGAACUUCUGGUAGAUCUGCUUCGAGACAUGGGACCUAGCACGGCGGAUUUGGUCAGUCGCAUUGAGGGCUAUAAGCGACAUCUGCGCGAUAGCGCCUCCCCCCACACAUCAUACUCAAGUGCAGAAGGAGCUCACCCAUCGGACGACAUAACAAGCUCCUUAUCAGGACCAGGCGUAUCGGAUCUGUCAGCGGGCGACUCGCUCCUCCUGGUUGUCGUCAAAACCUUUGCCCUCUCCCCAGAAGACAAGGAGACAUAUCUGAGGUCCAUCAAGUCAAUUUGCUCUGAGGAGGCCGCGCUGAACGACAUGAAGCUCGCUUUGACUAUGCUUGCUGCCAAUGUCUCGCCCGUGUAUACCUCCGAUGACUUCCGCGAAGCGGCCGAUUGGCUCUCGUACAAGACGGCAGAGAGUGAAGCGAUUCAGAAUGAGAUGCUCUACCUCCUCAAAGCGAAUCCAAAUUUGACGCAGUCAAACGAACGCGGAAUCGCAAGCGAUCUAUCAGUGAAGAUGAGCAGUCUAGGCCUGGAUGAUAGGUCGCGGCAUUCGCUCUCUAGCCUCUUCACAUUCAUUCCCCCGCAUCCGCGCAAUCAAUACCAAGCAUUGCUAAACAUCUGCUUGGACCGAGACCUGGACGAGCUUCAGCUCUUGCCCGAGGAUCAAGAAGUUAGUCUGGGCAUCCUGUCCGCAGAGCAUCAACAUCUCCUGUUGGAAUGCUCCCGGACCUGGCGUUUACCAGAGACUUUCAGAGCAUGGUCUUUCCUCGCAGCUCUGGUGCAGCGUUUAGAGCUUGGGAUGAUCCCGGCAGAGUGCGUUCACGAGGCAAUUGGAAUGCUGGCCAAGGUAACCCAACAGACUCCGGUGGAAACUUGGCCAAUACCAGACCAAGAGGGUCUCCGCCUUACCUUGCAGCACCGGGAUCUCUGUCUGGUCGCUCGCGUGGCGAAUGCGCUUGAAGAUCCGAAUGCAACUCUUGGGGAUGACACUUUAUUGAUGGCCGUCAAAGACUGUCAGAACGCGGGGAUUGAGGAUACAGUAAAAUCAGCAGAGAUAAGCCGAAUCCUAGGUGACAUCGGUACUCAUAUCAGAAGAAUCGUGGCCGGAGACUACAAGUCUGAGCUGUGCAGCUCGCUGGAGGGUUCUGGAAGCAUGAGUAUGGAGCUGGCUGUACAUUUAUCGAAGUGGGUCGAGAAGAGAGUGAAACGUCUUCACAAGAAUUUCCAUAAUGGAUUUGUACCAACUGUGGACAUGUUGUCCAUUGCCGUUGAGGAGUAUUACGAUCUCUGGGCCGCCGAUGUGAAGAAAUUGUCAAUCAACACUCAUGAUCACGACGUGAAUCAUUCUUGGCUGGAUCUCUAUUGGAGGACAAGGGCGAUGAUGGACCUGAAAACGAGCUUUGCAGAGUCACCGGUAGAUCUGCAGAUCGCCCUCAUGUUCUUUCCAGCAGUGUCGUCUUGGCUGGACACAGCAUCGUCAAAAACACAAGCAUGGGUCGACGAGGCCCUCGCCGUCGACACUUUCAGUGCCAUAUCUGAGAAUGGUCCAUCGUCCUCGGUGACUGAUCUGUCGGAGUCUCUUCAAAGCGUUUCGGAUUUUGUCCUGAAUCUGGAUUGGUUGGAUCAAGGUCAGCAGGCAUAUUUUGUCCUGAAAAUAUCGAAGAUAUUUGCCCUGUCCGUCCAGAGCUACUGUUCAAAGAUCGAGCGGCUUUUCGUUGGUGACAUGUCAACAGCGGACCCUGCACCGGGCAAUGUCCAGAACGAACGCGCGCACGUUUGGUUAGAGAAGGCCAAAUCAGCACUGGCCAGCAUUCAAGGCGAGAAACGCCUGCAAGUCUUUUAUAAUUUUUCGCCGAAAAGCUGUGUCAAACUCAACAACAUCGAAGCGACUAGGGUUCGGCUCGAUGAUUUAUACCAGAGAUUGGGGGUGGACAGUCUCCCCGAAGUUGUGGCUUCAAAUCCGACAGACCAACCCGGGGUUGGAUCAAAAUACCUCUUCUCCAUCAAGAUCGUCUUAGCUGAAGGACUAGUCCUCGAAGGAUCCUUGAAACCGCCUGAGGCCUUCGUUAUACUUUCGAACGAGACCGGAGCUCGCCUUGCCAAGACAAGGACUGUGUAUGACGAGGCCGAUCCGCGAUGGGAUGAAACUUUCGACGUUUCUUUGCAGUCGCCGACCUGGCUCAUGGCAUCCAUCAAGCACAGACAGCUUGGAAUUGGCCAUGACUUGUUGGGAAGAGCAUACUUCCGGCUAGAUCCCGCCGAGUAUUCCAAUAUGUUGUCUAAUGACCUUCUUCUGUCCUUAGACACUGGUGGCCAUUUGCUUCUGCGUGUAAGCAUGGAGGGCGAGCGCGAUGACACGCCGUACCACUUCGGCAGGGCUUUCAGAAUCUUAGGGCGGACAGAGUCCGACAUGAUUCGUACUUUUGUCGACAAGAUGACGCCUGUUCUGCGACACACCCUGUCCCGCUCGUCCAUAAAAAUGAUACUCAAGCCGUCCAAUGCCGCAGCAAUCGACUACCACGAAACCCUUGGCAAAUUAUCCGCUAUGUACAAAUCAGUGGAUUACAACAAAGCACUCGGUAAUGUGUCUGCUGCGUAUAAAACGGCAGUCGGAGCGAAUGAGUACGCGAUACCGUUGCCUUUGACGGAGCAAGGUGCUUCAGAGUCCAGUGCGAAUACAUCAGCCUUUACUGGAGCGACUGGCCCCCGUACCAGAGCUCUCAAGGAUAGCGAUAUUGAAUUGGCGAUUCAUCCCUUGUUCGACUAUCUGGAGGCCAAUAUGUAUACUCUAGCAUCCAGCUUAUCGGAUGUAUCACUCAAAAAUGUGAUGAUCAAGCUCUGGAAACAAAUUCUUGAUACGAUCGAGAGACUAGUGGUGCCACCUCUUUCGGAUAGACCAUCCUCGAUGCGACCGCUAAGAGCCGUCGAACUCGAAAUUGUCCUGAAAUGGCUUACGUUUCUCCGCAACUUCUUGCAUCUGGACGGAGACGAACGGGGUCUUUCUGAAUCUGUGCUGAAUAACGACAAAUACCACGAGCUUCUUCGCAUAAGCCUUUAUUACGACUGGAGCACCGAUGAUCUCAUGGAGGAAUGCGUCAGAGGACUUCAAACAACAUUAAAAUACAAAUCAUUGAAGCCAAGCAAGACUGUACUGUCACAGAGAAAUUUGGGUAGCAUCCGAGCGCGUAAAUCAGCGAAACAUGCUAGACGGCGGCCUGAGAAUGUAGGCAGCUCGGAGAUGAUAAUGAGGAUUCUUCGGAUGCGGCCCGGCACCCAAGAUUUUUUGAACCAAAUACUUCAGACUGUAUCAGUUGUAAAGUUAGACCAACCUACAGGACCGCGGACGUCCAUUCGUGCAUGAGCAAUCCAUCUGGAUAUCAAACAAGCCUGCGGCCACAAGGCCUCUGCGCAGCAAGGCGGCGGAGAUCUCCGCUCAUCAGCCCCGCGUGUACGCGUUUCAUUGACUUCCUUUCCCUCGCUUUGCUUUGUUC
This is a messenger RNA of Kockovaella imperatae, 4304 nucleotides long. RefSeq lists its product as hypothetical. The coding region runs from base 290 to 4174 and encodes 1294 amino acids. The record is from RefSeq and is a predicted model, not a curated record. NCBI's taxonomy places the organism in Eukaryota, Fungi, Basidiomycota, Tremellomycetes, Tremellales, Cuniculitremaceae. The transcript is spliced from 15 exons.